UCGAAUUCGAAUGUGCGCUUCCCCCUCUCGUCCUCCGAGCAGGGUUCCACCUCGUCGUCGUUGCCUCCGUCCCUGGACCCUGGACGUCGGUGCUGCCUCCAUGCGUGGACGUCGGUGUUGCCUCCAUGCUUGGACGUCGGUGCUGCCUCCGUGCUUGGACGUCGGUGCUGCCUUCGCGCCUCGUCGUCGCCGCUGCCUUCGCGCCUCGUCGUCGUCGCUGCAUGCUGCUUCGCCAUCGCUCCUCCUCGACGUCGUCUGCAUCGUGAGAAGCGAGAAACCGAGAAUCGAAGAGGAGGAGGAGGAGGAGGAGGAGGAGGAGGAGGGAAUGUUGAUGGUAGGUGGAGGAGGAGGAGAAGGGUUGGACACGUGGCUACAGAGGGAGAUGUUCAACGAGAAGAGGAGGGGGAGGACCAAAGAAGGAGGAGGAGGAGGAGAGUUCGAAACGGAAGAAAGGGGGAAUUGGGGCUGGGGCGCCACGUGGGUAUUGGAGGAGGGGGAGAGGGAUGACAGCGUCUUGAUUGGGGGGACUGUGCUGGGGCACCACGUGGCGAGAAAGGGAGAAGGGAAGAGGAGAAGGAGCAGGAGGAGGAGCAAAGAAGAGGAGGAGGAGGAGGACGACGAGGACGAGGACGGGAUCUUGAUGUUCAUGAUGGUGGCACCAGGCGAGAGCAGCAGUAGUGCAGGCAAGGACAAAGUGAAGGCAGGUGCACCCAAAAAUCAGCCACCGUUCGAGGCCCAACCAGACGAAAAGCAGGAGGCGUUGCAGAAGGAGAACAUCGUGUACAAGUGGAUAGUGUGGGGGCAGGCAGCAGAGCCAAAAUGGUACCGCCAGUAUUGGGUCCGCUGCAAGCUCUGCCACCAGCAGUUCACUGCGUCCUCCACCCGAGCGAUGGAACACUUCCUGCGGAAGGGGAAGCCUUGUCCAUACAAGAACGGGGAGAUCCUGCAUCUCCUAGCACUGAGGGGAGGGAAGAUUGAGGGGGAGGCUGCAAAGAAGAUGGUCCAUCAGUAUCGUGUACAGAAAGGGAUUGCAGAGGAUACAGGGAUGGAGCCGACUGGUGCAUUGGCGACAGGCAAAUCAGAUGAGAUGGAAGAGCUUCUAAGGCCGCCGCCUGCGCCUGGGAGAGAAGUGCAGGUUGAAGGGCAAGCAGCGGUAGGAGCCCCUGUGGAGGACACACAAGACAAAAUAGUCCCUCCAACAGCGGGGCCCUCCUUCCAAGCCUCCACAUCUGGGUCAAAGGAUUGGGUGUUGAAGGAGAUGAUGGAGAGGGGUUGGAACAACAUCCAUUGGAGCACAAGGAAGCUCCGUCGAAAGGCGGAACGRAUAUUCCUCACGGUCCGUUCCGACGAAUGGUGGAUCGAGGUGCAGCGAAUAGUMAGUGUCAUGCGGCYUGUGAACGAGUUGCUGCGUAGGAUGGACCGCGACGGCGUUGCACCCUCACAAUUGUGGGGGUUUGGGGAGCUUUUGGAGAAGCGGUUGCGCACGAUCUUCGGCCUCACGGAGGAGCAGCGGCAGGACGUCAUGGCGAUURUUCAUGAUCGAUGCAAGAUGAUGAGGCAGCCUGCGCAUGCUGCUAACUUCUUGCUGGCGCCGAACAGGAGGGACCCUCGCUGGGUGUUGGACAAGGACAGUCUUUUGGUGCAAAAUGCCAUCAAGUACUUCGUGACGCAGCUCGGAGGGGAGACGUGGGGUUCGGAGCAGUCCCACGUUAACGUGUGGCAAAGCUUGUGGGCGUUUCAUUACGAGUCUCCGACGAAGGAGGAGCGUGCAAAGGAGCCCAUGUGGGAUGGCUUUGGCAUGAAUGAGGAGGAGGUGUUGCGACAGGCAAGAUUGAGGAAGACCCCCAAGGGAAGGGUUCCCAUCGGUACGUCUUCGGACGUAUCGGACUACUCCUCGAGCGAAGAGGAGAUCAUUUGGAGUGGGAAGAGGAAGGAACAGCCGCCACGAAGUGUGAAGGGCAAGGAGAAGAUGACAAUGGAGGGAGAAGACGAUGAGGUGGAUGAGGUGGAUGAGGUGGAUGAGGUGGACGAGGAGGCGUAUGCGGAUGUUGAUGAUGAUGAUGAUGAUGACCCAGACUAUGCGUUCUAAAGCCGCGGGCUCAGUGAGGAGGACGAGCAAGACAGGGUAUGCGGUGUUCAUAACUGUCCUCCCCCUCCUCCAACCACUGGCAUCGUGGACUUGGAGGCCGAGGGAGCCUCACAUGAUGACCGAGAAAGGGCUGCGGCAAAGGCCCUUGCGCAAAGAGACUGGGCAGAAGUGCAGAAGCGCAUCGAGGAGGACAAUGCAAAGCGCUUGGCAGUGCCACGUCCGGGGUCGCUUUCGGAGCUUAGCAUGCCUCCACCAG
Molecule: messenger RNA, 2345 nt
Organism: Chara braunii
Lineage: Eukaryota; Viridiplantae; Streptophyta; Charophyceae; Charales; Characeae
Source: the annotation of a GenBank genome assembly